UUAUGCAGUUAUGCUUUUAAACCCAAUAUUUACAUUUGUGAAACAUCCUUACGUGAGCAAGUGUAUUAAUUUGAUUAGAGGGAAAAUGGCGUUUUGGAUAAUAUGUGUAUGCAUUAUUGUUCUUUUUCUUGUUUUUGAAUGGGUAAUUAGACAAUUAAAGAUUGGAAACUAUAAAUCACGAUAUGUUUUAAUCACUGGAUGUGACUCGGGAUUUGGUAACGAAUUAGCAAAACAGCUGGAAGCAUUAGGAUUUAAUGUGCUUGCUUGUUGUCUCACAAAAUCUGCUGUAGAAAACUUUAACAAAAUGAGUUCUUCAAAACUGAAAGCGAUAGAGAUGGACGUCACUAAAGAUGCUAGUAUUGAAAAAGCAUUGGAAAUAGUAAGAAGGACAUUGCCAGAAGGAAAAGGAUUAUGGGCAGUUGUAAAUAAUGCUGGUAUAGCUGGAGGAAUUGGGUCGAUCAAAUUGCAUUCAAGAAAAGACUAUGAAGACACUUUUGCUGUCAAUUUGUAUGGAGUUAUAAUGGUAACUAAGGCAUGUAUGCCAUUAGUCGUCAAGGAAAAGGGACGCUUUGUUAAUACAUCAAGUGUACUGGGACGAAUCGCCGGAGUUAGUGCAUCAUAUAGUAUUUCAAAAUAUGGUGUGGAGGCGUUUUCAGAUGUUCUAAGGCGAGAGAUGUAUAGAACAGGUGUAAAAGUUCAAAUCAUCGAGCCAGGAGCUUUUAAAACCAAAGUAUGGGGCAGAGGUAAUAUCAGGCGCAUGGCCGAAGAAAAAGUGGCGAGUUUGUCGGCUGAUGUCAGAUCAGAUCUUCCUAUUGACGCCGUCGAACAACUUGAUGGGUUUCUACGACCGAUGAUGGACUCUGCCUCCACAAAUCUUCAACCAGUUAUUGAUGCCUAUUUACAUUCUAUAACGGCUAAAUUCCCGAAAAAGAGAUAUUUGGUAGGCACAGACACACUUUGGAUUCGGAUCAUGUGGAAUUUGCCUGAAUGUAUCGGCGACUUCAUUGCAGAUCGACUUGGUUUUAACUCAAUUUGAAACUUUAUUAUUCAAUAAAGCGAAAACCAUAUUUUUAUCCACUGUCCACACCUAAUUAAGACGAUGUCAUUAUGAAAAAAGGUUUACAUACCCUCGUAGUUACUUAGAUUUUCAUUUAUAUAUAUACUACUAUAUAUUACUACUCAUGGUAUUAAACAUGUUUUAUAUCAUUAGAAUUGCUAUAUGUAUAAAUGAUCAGUUUGGUGAACAUUUUCAUAAUAAUAAGACAUUCGUUUUCAACACGUUGGAUUUUCUUAAUUUGUAAAGUCAAGAAAUGAUGGUAAAAUAGCAUUUUCAGCGUUUAAUUUGCUACAAAAAACAAACAACACGUUGGAAGCAAAGGAUAAUGCGCACUUAGACAUUCUCAAACCACACAUUCUACAUGGCAUUGUCCAGAACACUAAGAAAUAUGUACAUAAACUUAGAAUAACUAUGAUUCACAUGGAUAUUUGCAUAAAUUAUGCUGUUUUUUAACUACCUUAAAAUUUUGGCGGCCAAAUUCAAAGUAAAACCAGAUGUGAUUAUGGAAAACAGAAAUCUGGAAGAGUAAAUCAAGUUAACAUGCAAUAAUUCAACGGAUUUAAAUCUAAACAUACUACUGUUGAGGCACUAUAGUAAGUAUGUUAUUCGGACGAAGUCCGUCUGUCAUCAGUUUGACUUCCUGUAAAAUUAACAAGGAAGGACUGAAUAUAAGAAGAAUUUUCAUUGGUCAUUUUAAAACUACAAACACACUGAAAUAUGUGAAUCUCAUUGGUCAUUCUAUAAUAAAAAGGAACGGACAGUUCUUACAAAUCAAGGAUAGUUUUGACCAUUCUAAAAAAAACUUUAAGGAUAGUUCCACCGGGGGAGGGGGUAUCAC
Molecule: messenger RNA, 1895 nt
Organism: Ruditapes philippinarum (Manila clam)
Lineage: Eukaryota; Metazoa; Mollusca; Bivalvia; Venerida; Veneridae
Product: 17-beta-hydroxysteroid dehydrogenase type 6-like
Exons: 5
Coding region: 11-1036 (341 amino acids)
Molecular function (GO): oxidoreductase activity
Source: RefSeq, a predicted model, not a curated record